Messenger RNA from Rhizoctonia solani, 1428 nucleotides. RefSeq names its product major facilitator superfamily transporter. The transcript has 16 exons. Gene Ontology annotation, biological process: transmembrane transport. NCBI's taxonomy places the organism in Eukaryota, Fungi, Basidiomycota, Agaricomycetes, Cantharellales, Ceratobasidiaceae. Gene Ontology annotation, molecular function: transmembrane transporter activity. Bases 1 to 1428 code for a protein of 475 amino acids. The record is from RefSeq and is a predicted model, not a curated record.
AUGUCAUUCAGACACCAUAUUGCCUUUGGGGUAUUUAUAUGCGAAAAGGUUGAUGAGAGCGGUACGUCGGGCCCUUAUAAUGCGUCUGUAGGCUCGCACACGCUGGAUGAGGGGAAAGCCAAUACCCAUCUAGUCGGGGGGAGUGUUUCUUCGCAAGACCAGGUUGGUCAGUCCGUUAGCGUCCUCGUGAGUCUUGUUAUUAUAUCGCCUACAGUAACGCAUACCGAUACCUUAUCUGCACUCCCGGGUAGAAUGAUAGCGCCUGGUCUCCCAGAGAUAGCUCACGCAUUCGGUAUUACAAACUCAACAGUAGCAGCUCUCACUCUGAGUAUAUUCAUCCUCGCAUACGCUAUUGGUCCUCUUUUUGUUACACCGCUUUCGGAAGUUUACGGUCGUAGUUGGCCACUGCAUCUUUCCAACAUCUUCUUUUUGGUAUUUAACCUGGCCUGCGCCUGGGCUCCCGAUACCGCCUCACUUAUUGUUUUCCGUUUCUUUGCUGGAAUAGGAGGAUCUGCGCCUCUCACAAUCGGCGCAGGUUCCAUAGCGGAUCUAUUUCACGAACGAGACCGGGCGGUUGCCAUGUCGCUCUUUUCUCUAGGUCCCCUUAUGGGUCCAAUUAUUGGUCCGAUUGCAGGGGGAUUUAUCACCCAGAAUGUUGGAUAUCCGUGGGUAUUCAAAAUCAUCUCAAUUGUAGCCGGUAUCGCGACCAUUUUUGGGAUUCCUUUACUGCAAGAGACAUACGCGCCUGUCUUGAAGCGGCGGUAUGGAUAUCAAGAUUCGGGCCCAAGUGGCUCCUUAGGCGAGGUUCUCUCAGAGAACCUUCGUCGGCCACUGCGGUUAUUGAUGAGAAGCAUGAUCUGCUUCUCACUGAGUCUAUACAUGGCUAUAAUUUAUGGACUUCUUUAUCUUAUGUUUGUCACCUUUCCGACGCUGUUUGCUAGCGUCUACGGCUGGGGCCCGGGAAUUGCUGGGCUAGCAUACCUUGGGCUUGGCAUCGGGUUUAUGUUCGCGGCAGUGAUAGGCUCACGGUUAAUGAAUACCCUGUACCUGAAACUUUCUGAAAGAAACGGGGGUCAAGGUAAACCAGAGUACCGUAUACCACCGAUGCUUUUUGGAACUGUACUCAUAGUUAUUGGGUUGUUUUGGUAUGGAUGGACGGCCCACGUCAAGGCUCACUACAUAUUGCCCAUUAUCGGGUCGGGAAUCUUUGGCGCUGGAAUGAUGUUCUGUUUCAUGCCGAUUCAAUUAUAUCUGGUCGAUUCCUUCACAUAUGCUGCCAGUGCCAUUGCGGCUGCAACGUUUCUCCGUUCCUUAUUUGGUUUUGCAUUUCCACUUUUUGGGAUUGCGAUCGUGGUUGGGGUACCAUUCCCAAUGUGGAUCUACUUCAAGGGAGAACAAAUGAGAGCACGCAAUCCUCUCAACCGAUAG